GUUCGUUAUGGCGGAUACUUCAAACAGAAAACAAGAAAAAACAUAAUUUGAGGAAGCUCGGAAGACAUUUUACCAGUGCAGGUCUUGCAGGCUUGUGCUAAUUUCGACCACUGUAUUUAACUGAAGCACACACUGACACUGACAAUGAGCCGUAAAAAGAAAGGAGCCUAUAGUCGGGACUUUGAUGACCAGUUUGAAGCUUUUCUGAAAGAGUCGCUGUCAUCAGAAGACUCCAUCAACUCUGCCCACAUCAACAAGUAUUUGGCACCACCAAAGAAGGAAGCCAGGCCCUGGUGGGAUGUAGAGGACGAGGACAACAACACUUCCAAAAGUAAAAGCUUCCUGAAGAAGUCUACGGACAAGAAGAAGGGCUCAGAUGCUAAGGCCUCCCCAAAACUGAAGCCUAGGAAAGAUAUAAAGUCGAAAGUAAAGCCUGAGAUAUCACUAAGCAAGGACUCCUUAGAUGACAUCUCAGAGAAGUCGGAAGAAGAUCACCAUCACCAUAAUAACCAUGGGCAGGGAGACAGGCCUCGCGUUCAUCUACCUGCAGACAGCAUGGACAGUUUCAACACAGAAGAUUUACUUGAGGAGAAAGGCCACCAAGGAAAGUUGGGGAUGGACACACUCGAUGAACUGGCUGACAAGGAAAAGUUUUUCAGGGAUUUAGAGAAUAAUGCUGACGGGACUGUGGACUAUGGGCGACUGAACCAGGAGCUGAGUGCCACGGCCCAGACGCUGUCUCCUGAGGGAGCAGCACGCAACGCAGCUACACUCGCAGCACUGAAGGAUAUAGAGGACGAGGAGGAGGAGACAGAGCGACCGCACACACAGCUACAGUCAGAGAAGGAGCACUCUGAACAAAAGCCCAGUAUGCUGUCUAAAGUUUCACUGAUGGACUCGCUGGAGUCUACAAUGAACACAACAACGUCACCCAAGGUGGGCCGCAGCACGCUCCGUGAGGCCACAUUGGAUGAGACAGACAGCCAGGGGUCUCGGUUCCCAGCGUAUAACAGUGGGCCUGAUACACUCAAAGUAGACACUGGUCUUAUAGGUACCAACACAAGCCAGGAGAUCGAGGAUUUCCGAAAGGCUCUAGAGCGUGUGGGGGCAUCGGCCACCCUCGGCAACGACAGCCAGCUUGAGCUCUCCUUUCACAGUGGGGGUAAGGGAACUGAGGACCUGGUGAAAAAACUUCUCAAGUCUAACUCAGCAAAACAACGUAACCUGACUGAGAUCAUGAAGGAACUAGAAGAUUUCGAGAGUAAAUCAGGAGCGGACCGCAGUCUCAGCCCCAAGUCUCCCAGGGGAAGUUUGGAGCGUCAAAGGAAUGUUGCUAUGGAGAUAGAAGAAGCACGUGGGUUUAACCUGUCACCUGCCAACCCUGCCCACGACAUCGACUACUCCAACAACAACAGGGGGGAAAACUCACAGAGAGGAGGAGAGAAUUCAUACAGUUCACAACGUGGCGACAGUUCGUACCGGGGGGGAUUUGACACGUCCCACACAGAGGAUACUGAGAUGUACCAACCUGUUAUUGAAGUGUCGGAAGACCCAGCUUUUCAAGCGAGACAUAGUGUGACAGAGAGGGGCAGGGGUAAGAAGAAGGUGGGGAAGGAUGAGAAAAAGAGGUCCGGCAAGGGUAAAUCACCAAAAGAUGGUAGAAAGAAGGGCCUUGGAUCUACACUUGACAGAUCCCGGUCCUCAUCUCCCAUGAAAAUUGACUAUUCUGAAACACUGAAGUGGAAGCACAAGGCCGUGAAGAGUUCAGGAUACGGUCAGCCAUUCAGCCCCCCAAAACCUCCACGGGACAAAAAUAGGGACCGUGAGAAGGAACUGCUUGGGUACUCCAGGUCACAUGGCACUCAGGAAGGAUAUAAGGACACUAGUGCCUCCCCAGCCCAGUCCCCAGCCAAGGUCGGCAGGGCUGGCCCUUCCGAUGUGGAGGGGAAAAAGACCAAGAAGGGGCUGUCUCAAAAGCUAUGGAGCCCUGCAGAAAUAGCCAAGAACAAAAUCAUUGGGAGCCAGUCAUCACGGCAGGUGAAGCUGGGGACCAUGGCAGCAACUCAGCUGGAUGCAUCUGUUGAGUCCUUUGCCAAGUAUAUCAAAGACCAUUUUGCUGGCAUGCCGGCACCACAGGUGAAGUAUUCAGAGGAUGAGCCCUCAGUGUCAGCCAGUUUUAAGGAGAAGGAACAGCCAGAGGAAGAUAAGGACCAGGUUAUAGCCAGCCUUAAAGGCGAGUUGGAAUCCCAGGCACGGAGCUAUGAGCGGCAGCUGGAGGGACAGAAACUGGAGUAUGAACAGCAGUUGGCUGAACUCAGACAAGAGAACUUUGUGCUCAAGGCCAAGAUAUCUGGUGAGGGUGAUGGUGUGGUUAAGAGACGAGUGCUGGCAGGGGAACCCUUGGAGGGUCUCGAUAAGGACCAGCUUGAGGGACUACAGAAGGAAGUCAAGGAGCAAGAAACACUCAUAGCUGGGUACCAGCAGGAGAACAAGCGUCUGUACAAUGAGAUGAAGAAUCUCCGUCAGCAGAGCAAGCAGCUGGAGGACCAGAUGUUCCAGGAGAAUCAGAAACUCCUCACAGAAGCAGCUAACCUCAGAAAAAUAAAAAUUGAUAAAGAGAGGCUGACCCAGCUUGAAAAGAAGGAGGCUGAGUACCAGAACAAGGGGCUGAUAACGGGGCCAGCUGCACAGCAGAGGCUCGCUGCAGGGAAUACAGGCGAGGCCGUAGCACACCUGGAGGGAGAGCUUGGACAGGCUAGGCAAACAUGUGACGCCUUGUCACGGGAGAUGGGCGUCCUGCAGCACUCGCGCACUGAGCUUGAGAAACAUGUUGAAAAACUUGUGUUGGAGAGAGAACAGCUGCAGAAAACAAUAGAACAGAACAAGACCCUCAAGUCUGAGGAGGCCAUGGCACUGGAGCGGCAGUACCAGGGUGAGGUGGAGAAGUUGAAGGGGAAAUUGAAGUGGUAUGCAGAGAACCAGGAGUUACUAGACAAGGGGGCCCGCAAGGUCAAGGCCCGCGAGGACGAGAUACACAGACUCAAGAUGAGGUUGGAAGAACUACAAACUGAGUCUGGUAAGCGUGUGGAGGAUAGCAAGGUGCGGGCGCGGGAGAGAGCAGGAGACACCAAGAAAAUACAGGACCUUCAGAGACAGGUGAAGGAGAUGGAGGCAAUCCUGAAGCGUCGCAAUCCAAACUCCCUCCAAUCACUUAUGAUGACUGCGGCAGCUGCAGGCGACACCAACAACCAGGCCAACCAGCGGACAGCAUACACAGAGGUACUGGAGAGCAGGGUUAGCAAGCUAGAAAAGGAGUUGGAGGGCAAAGACACAGAGACAAACACCUUGCUCCGUGGAGUGGAACAGAAGUACCAUAGUGUCAAGGUGCAGUAUGAGGAGCGUAUCAAGGAGCUUGAGAUUCAGCUAUCCAUCUACCAGGGCCAAGCCGACCAUGUUCACCCGCACACCCACUCUGUGGCUCUGGAGCGUGAGCUGGAGAGCGUGCGGGAAAGAUACAAGCAGCAGAUCCGCGACCUUCAGACUGAGGUUGACAGGCUCAUUGCAGAGGCAUCUAAGGCCAAGAAAUCUGAUGCUAAAGCAGAGUCUCAGACAAAGGAGACGGAGGCAGAGUUGCGUGCCCUUGUUAAGACUCUCCAGUUGGAGGUGGAGGGUAAGGACCAUGACAUUCAGGUCCUUCAGAAAUCUCUAGAUCGCCUACGCAAGGACAGACAACUCGCGAUCACUGGCGAUAAUGGCAAGCGCGGGAAGCUGGGUGCCAGGGGAGGUAACAAGGGAGAUGAUGCAGCUGAGUUUACGUCCCUUCCCUCGGCGUCUGAACUACAGGGGAAGACAUAUGACGCCAAGGUCUUCCAGGACACACACAUAUCUGAGGUCAUCCAGGAAAAUGAUAACCUCAAAAUGAAGGUGGAGCGGGUACAGUUGGAAGUUAGUCAGUGUCGGGUGGACAUCCAGCGUGCUGUGGCAGAGGGGGAGGCUGCACUCCGCCGUACACAGGAGGCAUACGAGGAACGUCUUGAACAGCAGCGAGACUCCCACCAACAGGAAGUGAAGCGUCUCCUUGCCCAGAACGCCCUGGAACACUCAACGUCAAGGAUGGCGGAAUUGCAGAGCAAGGUUGAUACUCAGGAGGUGAUGAUCAAACACCUGAGAGAGCAGCAAGCUCGACUCGAGGUUGAGGCAGAGGCAGCGUCUAUGUUGCGCAUCAAACAGACACGUCUUGAGGAAACACUCAAAUCAUUACACAGGGACCUCAAAGAGGCAAAGAAAUCUCACACUCCGGAAAUGCGGCAUUUUGAGUCUUUACAAGAGAAAAUAGUGCAGAUAGAAACUAAGCAUGCACAACGUGAGAAAGAGCUGCAGGACAUUAUACUCAACUCUCGACAGGCAGCGUCUAUAGAAACUGAACGUGAGGUGGACAAAUGGCGGGACAUCGUGGAGACAAAGAACAACGAGAUACAGCGGUUUCGCGUGGAACUGGAUUCUAUCCUUGAAGUUUUACGGGUCCUACAAAAACAGGGUGUUGUCAUUCCCGUCACAUCCACGGCCGUCUCAUAGCAGUGUGGCAUUAUAUAUAUAGAUGGUUAAUUUAUUAACAGCAUAUUGUGAUAUUAUUGGACGCUUCAAUCGAAUAUGAAAGUACAUGUCAUGCAAGAGGUUGUUGGGUUUAAGGAUUUCCCUAGAAACGUUUAAGUCUCGAUGUAAGGUGGACUGAUGUAUACUGUAAGUCUCGAUGUAAGGUGGACUGAUGUAUACUGGUUGCCAAAUUGUGAUUGUUCCUGGUAGCAUUUUUGUACACAAUUCUGCUUUAUUUACACGCAGGACAUUAGGAAUGUGAUGAGUAGAAUCCCGAGGAUAGAACAGGAACACAGGAGUAUUGCGGAUAAUCAGAGUUCCUAAUGAAACUUUCAAAUGACGUGCAUAGAUAGUAUAACUAUGGUAUUUAAGUUACCUACAUAAUUAUGUCUCCCCCUCUCUGGGGGAGACAUAUUGUUUUUGCCCUGUCCGUCAGUCCGGUAGUCCGUCAGUCCGUACGUCACACUUCGUUUCCGAUCGAUAACUGGAAAACCGCAUGACCUAGGAUCACCAAACUUGGUAGGGAGGUUGGUCGUGAUGUGUAGAGGAUCCCUAUUGUUUUUGGGGUCACUAGGUCAAAGGUCAAGGUCGCGGCGACCCCCAAUAUAAAAACAUUUCUGCUCAAAAUCUUGAGAACGGUUUGACCUAGGUUCACCAAACUUGGUAGGGAGGUUGGUCAUGAGGUGUAGAAGAUCCCUAUUGUUUUUGGGGUCACUAGGUCAAAGGUCAAGGUCGCGGCGACCCCCAAUGUAAAAAACAUUUCCGCUCAAUAUCUUGAGAACGGUUUGACCUAGGUUCACCAAACUUGGUGGUAGGGAGGUUGGUCAUGAGGUGUAGAAGAUCCCUAUUGUUUUUGGGGUCACUAGGUCAAAGGUCAAGGUCGCGGCGACCCCCAAUGUAAAAAACAUUUCCGCUCAAUAUCUUGAGAAUGGUUUGACCUCGGUUCACCAAACUUGGUAGGGAGGUUGAUCAUGAGGUUUAGAAAACUCCUAUAUUUUGGGGGGUCACAAGGUCAAAGGUCAACGUCGCUGUGACCUCUAAUGUAAAAAAAUAUUUCCGUGCAAUAUCAGGAGAAUGCUUUGUUCGUUUCCGAUCGAUAACUGGAAAACCGCAUGACCUAGGAUCACCAAACUUGAUAGGGAGGUUGGUCGUGAGGUGUAGAGGAUCCCUAUUGUUUUUUGGGUCACUAGGUCAAAGGUCAAGGUCGCGGCGACCCCCAAUAUAAAAAACAUUUCUGCUCAAAAUCUUGAGAACGGUUUGACCUAGGUUCACCAAACUUGGUAGGGAGGUUGGUCAUGAGGUGUAGAGGAUCCCUAUUGUUUUUGGGGUCACUAGGUCAAAGGUCAAGGUCGCGGCGACCACCAAUAUAAAAAACAUUUCUGCUCAAAAUCUUGAGAACGGUUUGACCUAGGUUCACCAAACUUGGUAGGGAGGUUGGUCAUGAGGUGUAGAAGAUCCCUAUUGUUUUUGGGGUCACUAGGUCAAAGGUCAAGGUCGCGGCGACCCCCAAUGUAAAAAACAUUUCCGCUCAAUAUCUUGAGAAUGGUUUGACCUAGGUUCACCAAACUUGGUAGGGAGGAAGUACAAAUUUCAUGUCCAUCAUUGAUUAUUUCUCACCUACGACCACACAAUGGGGGAGACAUGCGCUUUUUCAAAAAAGCAGUCUCUAGUUAAUUAUAGAUGUACGUACAUGUUUCGAGUAUUAGUUACACGGUUUUCUUGUACAUGGAACAUGUUGGUACCAAGUUUUCUUGUAUUUUUUUAUAUGUAGUUUCCCUGUUGAACUCUGCUUUAGGUUUGAAAUGUUAUACACAUACAAUAAUUGUGCUAUGCUCCAUAUACAUGCUUUCAUUUACAAACAAUAGAAAAAGCUCAUGUACCCCACAUUUAUGUUUAUUUAUAUAUUGUAGGAAUGUUUAUUUAAUGCCUAGAAAAUAAAAAAUGCUAAAAC
Mya arenaria is the source of this 6544-nucleotide messenger RNA. RefSeq names its product centrosomal protein of 162 kDa-like. Bases 145 to 4575 code for a protein of 1476 amino acids. The transcript has 38 exons. The record is from RefSeq and is a predicted model, not a curated record. Gene Ontology annotation, biological process: cilium assembly. Gene Ontology annotation, cellular component: axonemal microtubule; centrosome; centriole. NCBI's taxonomy places the organism in Eukaryota, Metazoa, Mollusca, Bivalvia, Myida, Myidae.